Molecule: messenger RNA, 1252 nt
Organism: Oryctolagus cuniculus (rabbit)
Lineage: Eukaryota; Metazoa; Chordata; Mammalia; Lagomorpha; Leporidae
Source: RefSeq, a predicted model, not a curated record
GCGGCCCGGCGCCUGCGCACUGGCCGCCCGGACGGCGCGAUGGCGGCGGCGGCGGCGGCGGCCGAGGCCCCGGAGGUGCUCAAGGAAUGUGGCUGCAAGGGCAUCCGGACCUGCCUGAUCUGCGAGCGGCAGCGCGAGAACACACGAGUUCCUUUACUGCUCGGACACGGGCUGGGCCGUGGGUGCCGCCGACUCCGACUUUGAGGGCUGGGCCUUCCCCUUCCCGGGGGUGAUGCUCAUCGAGGACUUCGUGACCCGGGACGAAGAGGCCGAGAUGGUGCGGCUGAUGGACCGCGACCCCUGGAAGCUCUCGCAGUCCGGACGCCGGAAGCAGGACUACGGCCCCAAGGUCAACUUCCGGAAGCAGAAGCUGAAGACCGCGGGCUUCCGAGGCCUCCCCAGCUUCAGCCGCGAGGUGGUGCGGAGAAUGGGCCUCUACCCCGGCCUGGAGGACUUCCGGCCCGUGGAGCAGUGCAACCUGGACUACUGCCCCGAGCGGGGCUCCGCCAUCGACCCCCACCUGGACGACGCCUGGCUGUGGGGCGAGCGGCUGGUGAGCCUCAACCUGCUGUCCCCCACCGUGCUGUCCAUGAGCCGGGAGGCGCCCGGCAGCCUGCUGCUCUGCUCGGCGCCGGCCGCCGGCCCCGAGGCCCUGGUGGACAACCUGAUCGCCCCCAGCAGGUCCGUGCCGUGCCAGGAGGUGGAGGUGGCCGUGCCCUUACCCCGCCGCUCCCUGCUGGUGCUCACCGGGGCCGCGCGGCACCUGUGGCAGCACGCCAUCCACCGCAGGCACGUGGAGGCCCGGCGCGUGUGCGCCACCUUCAGGGAGCUGUCGGCCGAGUUCCGCCCUGGGGGGCGGCAGCAGGAGCUGGGGUGGGAGCUCCUCAACAUCGCACUCUCCUUUCAGGGGAGACCUGUGUGAACCCCACCCCACCCUCGGCCGGCAGCAGGGAGACUGAGCCUCCCUCGCCCCCACCCUCGGCCGGACAGCAGCAGGGCCCUGGCUAGUGCUGACACGCGAGACUGAACCCUCCCCGCCCCCACCCCAGGAUGGGAGCCAGCCCUCCGCCGGACGGCAGCAGGGCCCUGGCUAGUGCCCAGACGUGAGACCCUGGGGCGCCGUGGGCAGUGAGGCCUGCCGGGGCUGUUCUGAGGGGCAGGCACGUCCCACCUGCGCCGUGGCCACCCUGCCUGGGUCGCUUGGUUGUCACAGUUCAGGAGAAGUGGAGUAACCUGAGCUUACGCAGCGUUG